AUUUCACCUUUCAUAAAUUUUGACGUUCCUUUUUUACCUCAAGUCAAUUUUUCCUUUUUCAUUUUGGUUUUAAAUCGCUAUAACGAGGAAUGGAGAUCGAUUCAUUAACCCCAUCCGUUGCUAAACAGAAAAGGAAACAAAAAAAGAAAACGAAAACCAUUUCGAACGAACGAACGGCUGAAGACACUGCAAAGGAGACAUCUCAGCCAAAACAAGAAUCCGAAGAAAAACUUCAGCAGCUGACUGAAUGUCUUCGAAUAAGUGAUUGUGAAAUUCUGACGAAUGGAGACAGUGAGAAGCACAAUAACAAUGUGCCCUGUGCCAAUCAGUCUUGUACAGAUGAACAGAAUAGUUGUAAUAGCCAAAGUGAGAUCAAUGUCGAUGAGACUAUUAAUUUAAUUAAAGAAAACCAUACGGAACCGACGCACAACAAUAGUAUAGAAACAGUUUGUAAUGGAAUAGCACACACAUCACCAUCACACGAAAUGCCAUCGACGAGUUUUGCAUGUCGACAAAUUGAGCCGAUGGCUACAGCGUCUGCCGACAGUACAGGCAGCACAGUGAAUAAUCCAAUACCCGAACAACAGGACAUUGUCUACAAGGUUUACGAAAGUGAACUACAAAUGCCCGAUAUUAUGCGACUCAUUCAGAAGGAUUUGUCGGAACCAUACUCCAUUUACACGUACCGAUAUUUCAUUCAUAAUUGGCCAAAGCUAUGCUUUCUGGCAAUGCAUGGCACAACAUGUGUCGGGGCUAUCGUAUGUAAGUUAGAUAUUCAUCGGCAGCAAAGCAAACGCGGCUAUAUUGCUAUGUUGGCUGUGGACAAGGACUAUCGAAAGCUUAAAAUUGGUACCAAUCUAGUGGCGAAGGCGAUUCAAGCGAUGCUAGUUUACAAUGCUGAUGAAGUCGUUCUGGAAACGGAAAUCACAAAUAUCCCAGCCUUGCGAUUGUACGAGAAUCUUGGUUUUGUGCGGGACAAACGAUUAUUUGGCUAUUAUUUAAAUGGAGUGGAUGCAUUGCGACUGAAGUUGUGGUUCAGAUGAGAUCGAUUACGUACUUCGUUCGUGUAACAUAUAAUUAAAAUUGCGACACCUUUAGCUCUAAACUAAAUCUAAAACAAAACAAAAAAUUGAUUGGUGUGAUCGAAUGGACAAUUUUUUUAUUUAAUUUUCGUUUUUAGUUUGUUCCAUUAUAUCUCGUAUUGUUCGUUAAAUUGAUUCGGAUUGUAUUUUCUUUUCUAUUUUCUUCGGCUUUUACCAUCCGUGCAAUGUUCCGAUUGUAAAAAUCAUUAGUCACAUUUGCAAUUCGGAAACAUUUUGGUUUUUUUCCGAACAAUUAAGCUAUGAGUGAAUUAUAAAUUGUGCGAAAUUAUUUGUUUAAACAAUUAGAUGGAAAUAGAAACGAUACUGCACUGAUGAUGUGAAUAUUAUAUUCGGAUUUGGAACCUAUUUUUGGUUUUGCUUGCCUUGGAUUUCCGUUAUAAAUUUGAUUUGAUUGAAAA
This is a messenger RNA of Bradysia coprophila, 1501 nucleotides long. It is a transcript of the gene Naa30A, whose product is annotated as N(alpha)-acetyltransferase 30 A. Gene Ontology annotation, cellular component: NatC complex. The record is from RefSeq and is a predicted model, not a curated record. Gene Ontology annotation, biological process: N-terminal peptidyl-methionine acetylation. Lineage: Eukaryota; Metazoa; Arthropoda; Insecta; Diptera; Sciaridae. Gene Ontology annotation, molecular function: protein-N-terminal amino-acid acetyltransferase activity.